GGUGUUAACACUAGGAAGAUUGUAAGCUUCUUGGAAUACGUGAAUACAUAAAAAGUCAACAAUAAAUUGGGAAUUUUUGAACUGUAAGGCGCACAAAUGAAUGGGAAGAGGGAAGAAUAGCUCAGAAAUGCCCAACAAUCCGGAAGAAACGAGAAAUUUCCUGAUAUUUCUGGCUGUGUUUAUUGACAUAGCGACUGAGACGGUUUUGAAGGUUUUCUAUCAUGAAGUGCCAAAACAUACAUUCCAUUCGUUUGUUUCAACUGGAAAUAUUGACGGAAUAUUAAAAAAAACAUUAUCCAAAAGGCAAUAUUAUUUAGUUAAAUCUAAUAAAGCUGAUCCAGACAGAUUUGACUUUUCAAUUUUAUUUACACUGUUAAGAAUUGCUUUGACACCUCCUUCAGCUGGUUGGGACCAAAAACCAGCACCAACAGAUGUUUCUGUGGCUGCAGAUAUUUUACGUCUGCGUUAUUUGCGGAACAAAAUCGUUGCGCAUCGCCAUAAGGCAACAUUAAGCACGUAUGAUUUUAUUCGUUAUUUUGGAGAACUUGAGGCAGUUAUAUUUAGACUCUCUGGCAGUGAAGAACAGCAACACGUAGCUAAAAAAAUUGAAUCCUACAAAAAAGUGAUAUUGGAUUACUCCAAUAAAGAAUUCUACUUAAACAAGCCACAGGAAUGGCAUGAUGAUUUGCAGCAAAAGGUACAAGAGCUUCUGUCGGAAACAGAAAGCUAUCUUAGUUAA
Messenger RNA from Mercenaria mercenaria, 739 nucleotides. RefSeq names its product E3 ubiquitin-protein ligase DZIP3-like. The coding region runs from base 101 to 739 and encodes 212 amino acids. The transcript is spliced from 4 exons. The record is from RefSeq and is a predicted model, not a curated record. Lineage: Eukaryota; Metazoa; Mollusca; Bivalvia; Venerida; Veneridae.